GAGAGAGAGAGAGAAUGUAAUUUAAAACUAUAUUUACAGAGACGUGACUUGGUAUUUUAAGAGAGAUGCUUUUGUGUGUGCGGAUAUUUCGAACCGACGUUAGAAUGUACUCACAUCACACAUGAAAGGAGACCAACAAGGAUAAAGGCGUUGUACCACGGGGUCUGAAGUCGCGAGUAGCGUGGCCACCGUUCAAUGGCAGUCACAUCAGCCAUAGGCUUUUGUGAGUAAACGGGUGGGAGUGAAAGAGAGAGGGAGAGAAAGAGGGGAGAGAGUGAGGCGUAGAGGGUAGAACGAGGUAUGAUAAGGUGGGUCACUCUGCGAGGGUGGCUGUGAGAGAUGUGGGCGGUGCCCUCUAUACAUUGUUAGGUCUCUUACAGGCAGGGACACUUGUUUAGACUUCAAUUAUUGAUAGCAUUCUGAAAGUUUGCCUGUCAUCUGCUGGCAGUCAAUGUUGACAAUACAAAGUGAUUUAGAAAUAUUGACCAGCCAACGUUAACGCGCUCAACAAGUCAAACGUGGAGCUAAUAAGCUGGAUAGUCCGUCGAGUUCUUCACACCGAGAGAACAAAAGUAAGCCUUAUACAAUACAAGAAGAGAUGUGUUACUUAGAGAAACAAUUUAGCUAGUGUCACGUGACUGUGUGGUGGAUAUUUCAAGGACAUUUAAAAAGUUCAACUAUUAGGUGCUAUAGGGUUCAGUCAAUAGAAAUGAACAAGCACAAAUUAUAAUAAAGCAGUAAUGAACAUCAUUGAAGACAACAAAAGUAAAAGUUAUUGCAAAUAAGUUCUUUGCAUUAGAUUAGGUCGUCCUAGAUUAGGCUGUUAUUUAUAAGAUCAAAUAAUAUAGACUGAGCACAGAAAACCUUUAAUUCUACCGCUGAUUAUAUUUAAAGUGGGACUAAAUGACGUCAUAUUCCAAACAGGACUAAAACAUUCAGUACAUCACUAGACUCAAGAGAACUAGGCAAGACAUCACUAGACUCAAAGAGAACUAGGCAAGACAUCACUAGACUCAAGAGAACUAAGCAAGACAUCAUUAGACUCAAGAGAACUAGGCAAGACAUCACUAGACUCAAGAGAACUAGGCAAGACAUCACUAGACUCAAGAGAACUAGGCAAGACAUCACUAGACUCAUUAUUACGAGAACUUCACAGAAUCAUUGAGUUGACGAAUUAGUUUCAUUGGCAGAGUUUUCAAUGGCUGCUGCAUAGCUGAAAGUGUUUUUUCUCCAUCCAGGCGUCAAACCAGCGCAAAGAAAAUGGGAGCUAACUUUUCUCCUUGCCUUACAUUGCUGACCGCCCUUGUGUCUAUUACUUCGGCUCUAGGGAUGUUUAACAAUCCAAGAGAGACAGAUAAAUAUCAACAUGACCUUCUGGAUACCUUAGUCCAGGUGAUGGCUAAAGGUCAGGGUCGAUCCCUUGAAGAUGUCUUGAGAGACGCUUUCUUCGUCCGUCCUGACCAGUUGAAAGGCUACGAGGAGUAUACACUUGAACUGGACAACAAGGUCAAGAAUGACAUGGAAGAUCAUUACAACAAAUUGAUUCAACUGCUCACCAUUGACGACUUAUAUCAGGACUAUGACGAUGUCGAUUAUACAGAUAACCAUGUCAUCAAUGCAAAGAGAAAUUUAGGUCCCAAGAAAAUGAAACAACUCUAUCAACAAUCAGAAGUACAAGGUGGAAAAAUACAAAAACAAAACUCACUUCCAAGUAGCCAAAAACUUCCUUCUAAAUCCAAACAAAAGUUUACUUGCCCAACUGGUCAAGAUGGAGUUAAACUAAUGACCUGUCCUACAAACCCUUCCAAAUGUCUGACGGAUUCUAUGAUUUGUGAUGGUAAAAAUGACUGUCCAAAGAAUGAAGACGAAGAAUUCACAUUAUGUGUUGUCAGAAGAUGGUUUAAAGCUUUGGAAAAAAAACUGACUUUCUCUGCUCAAGUUCCAAGUGUUUAGACUUGUUGCUUUAGUAACCAUGACGACCGACAGAGUUACAUUAUCUUGGCCCCUGGUGACUCUUUAGCGCCAUUUCAAAAAGAAAUUUGGAAAACUGGAUGAUUGUGAACUCUUCUUUGAUGUCUAACAGAAUGUAUAUCAGAUUGCUUGAUUGCUUGAUAGAAUGUCACGUCAAGAAAAGGUGUGAGUUACUUUGAGAGAAUGUCUUGUCAUGAAUGAUUCAAUGACAUAAGUAAGUCUUUAGUUUAGAUGUUUUUUAUCUAUUUGUUAAAAUUUUAAUGAUUAAAUCCUAUUUUGUCCAAAUCAAAAUAUGAGCAUUUCAAAUAAUCUUUAGAACUUUAAUUGUAAACAUGUCAAUAUUCAAAUAAAAAGUCGUUUUUUUUCAUGGGAAGAUUUUAGUUUUAAAAUGUUGAUUUCAACUUCUUAACCGAAAUGUUCUAUUCUAGAAUGUACUAUUCCGAAAUAUUCUAUUGGUUUUUGUGUUUCAUUUGUUUGAUCAUGUUGAAAUCAUUAAACAAUUUUGUUUUGUCCUCUUUGCACUAUUGUAUUGUUGCUGAUAGCCAAGUCAUUUAUUGUCAGAUAUGGAAGUGUUGGGCUGAGGCCGAAUUAAAUCCAUUCAUUUAUUUGUAUAUUCAACAAUUUGUCUUGGACUCUAUUUAUUUCAUGCACAAUGGAGUUCAGUUUUUUUCUUCUUU
Molecule: messenger RNA, 2648 nt
Organism: Biomphalaria glabrata
Lineage: Eukaryota; Metazoa; Mollusca; Gastropoda; Planorbidae
Exons: 5
Coding region: 1261-1953 (230 amino acids)
Molecular function (GO): protein binding
Source: RefSeq, a predicted model, not a curated record